Messenger RNA from Procambarus clarkii (red swamp crayfish), 618 nucleotides. The record is from RefSeq and is a predicted model, not a curated record. Lineage: Eukaryota; Metazoa; Arthropoda; Malacostraca; Decapoda; Cambaridae.
AUGUCGCAAGAAGUCAAUAUGGCGGUAGCCUUCGAUCUGCCGGUGAACUUGGCGCUUCUGGGCACUGGGUGCCUCUCCCAGAACCCCGUCGCUGGCUUCCUCGUCACUCUCCUGGCGUUCUUUGUCCUGCUGGCCGUCGUAGCCGGUCCCUUUUCAUUGCUCUUCGACAUCAACAUUUUCCUCGGGCUGCUGCUCCACGCCUGGUCCCUAGGCAGCAAUAUGGAGCUCUCGAAGGCCCUUGACACGCUGACGGGGUCCAGGACAGUAGGACAGUUCCUGACCGAACCCCUGAACGACUUCCUGCAGCAGGUGCUGGGUGGCAGAGCCGCUCGCUCCUCUCUGACGGUAGACGAGGUGGUGGCCAGGGUAGGCAGAGUGCUGGCGCCUGCACUCUCUUUCUUAGAUUACGAUAAUGCCUUCGCCGCUGUCCAGGUGCCUGGAGAGGACUGUCUGCAGCUGCUCAUGUGUCAGGUCCACGGCCAGGUGACCGGUCUCCCGGCUCUCUUGCAGCGGGCCUACGCUUCCUUAACCAAGAAACGUGAGCAUUUUGGAGUACAGAAGGAACUUCUGGUUAACAAUGCUUUUCUGGACCAAUCAGGCAGAGUUAGAGUUAGUUAA